Molecule: messenger RNA, 441 nt
Organism: Echinococcus granulosus
Lineage: Eukaryota; Metazoa; Platyhelminthes; Cestoda; Cyclophyllidea; Taeniidae
Exons: 4
Coding region: 1-441 (146 amino acids)
Source: RefSeq, a predicted model, not a curated record
AUGUUUAGUGCACUUAUAUUGACGAAUUCAUCAACUGAAAGUAGUACGAAGGAGGGGUUACAAUGUGGAUUUUGUGAACCGCUUGGUCACUUCUGGGAGAAGAUUGAGUUUAAAGUCGAAAAUCAGAUUUCACUGAAAUGUUAUGUUCGACAAAACUUUUUAUUGCAAAUAUUUACACUGCCUCCAAGACGUGGUGUAAUAAUCAAAAGCUUAAUAUUUAAUGGAAAUACUUUAGAUUCUACACUUAGAAGCACAUUACCUUUUCAUAGCCAGCCUAGUAGUAGGCACGACCCGUUUUUGACACUAUUAGAAAUGAAACAGACACUUCUUUUUGUGAAUGGCAAAUUAUCAACUCCCUAUUUCAAUGUUUUAUUCAUUGACUACGUCCAUCUGCACGUCUAUCAAAGUGUCACACUGAUAGAAUUAUUGUGCAUGAAUUAG